CACAUUUGCCUGCAGGUUUUACGAUUGCAUACCCGCCACGCCAUCCGUACUGAUACACAUUGGGAUAUCUCUUCGCUGAAUGUUACGCCACCAUCUGGCACUGAGUUUUGCAGCACCUCUGAAUCGAUGCGUCUUCCCCAGGAGCUCGUAGAUGCCAUUGUAGCACACGUCAAGCGCGGCAUAGACCUGAUCACUCUGCUCUGCGCCUCCCGGACCGUCUUCUUCUUUCAAGUCUCCCGCAGUCUUCGCCAUGUUUUCGUUCACCUCGCAACAGACGACUCGUAUCGCCUUCUCAUGGAUCUUCUCAAAGACCAUCCGUCUGCUCCCUCGGAGAUACGCCUGCUUGAGAUCUCUUUAGAGUCGUACAGGGAGUCUAAUCCGGAUUGGUCUGCCCUUCCAGCGCUCCUCGACGCCUGUACCGGCAUCCGCGUUCUCCGCAUCUGCGUGGGACACUACGGAGAGUGGAUGCAGCAGUUCCCUCCAACACACAGGCACGCGCUCUACCUCCGCAUGCAGCUCCCCACGCUCGAAGAACUCCACUUUGACUGGACGUCCUUCGACGCGGGGGCCAUCAACGAGCUUCGCGCGCUCUCCCGGCCGCCCGCGCUGCGGCACAUAUCCGCGCGCAGGCUGCGGGCCGCGCCCGCCGCGCGCGACUCGCUGGGCUUGGUGGUGUUCUUCGAGCGGCUGCUGGGGCGUGACAAUGCGCUUGCGGUCGAAUCGCUCAAGUGCGAUCGCGAGAGCGUCGCGGCGGGGAUGCUGCUGUUCCGCGCGCGGGAGGGGCGGCAGAUGCGCGUCCUGGACCUUACCGUCGACACCUCGCCCGCCGACGAGGGCACACCCGGUGACGUCAAGCCCCAGACGCUUCUCAUGGCGAACCCGCAGCUGGAGCACUUCGUGCUGAGGAUUGAGCAUUGGUCGCUCCCUACGAUGGUCGAUCUGUCGGGUAAUAAGGCACUGCGUACCCUGACAAUCGACUUCCCGCGAUGGCGCGAGUCGCGCGAGGCCGGAUAUGUCGUCGGCGUCCUCGACUCCAUCUCUGAGGCUGGCCGGCGCAACCUUGAGCGCUUCGAAUUCAUAGGCGCGGGACGUGCGGCGAACGAGCCCGACCAUGGUUACUUCUGGUGCACUAUAGACGCUGCCUUGUCGCGCCUUGAAGGACUGAAGGCGGUCAAUGUGCGCUUGACUCCUCCGCCGCGAGAGAAGGGGUUGGCAUAUGAUGAAGAGUGGGAGAAAGCCCAGGUUACUGCUGCGGUGGAGAGCUCGAUGCGGGAGACGUAUGGAAGGGGGAUACUGGAGGUCACGUCCGAGUAGAGAUUCAGCGCGCAAACCGGCGUAAGCUCUGGCUAUGCAAGACGCUCGGCGUCAAACCCCUGUAAAUGUCGAAGAGUCACGCGCCGCCAGAUUAUGUGGCGUUGUGUAUAUCUAGCGCUGUAAUAAAUAUAGGCAUACAAACCAAUCCCACGUCCUACCAUCAGAG
Molecule: messenger RNA, 1480 nt
Organism: Schizophyllum commune H4-8
Lineage: Eukaryota; Fungi; Basidiomycota; Agaricomycetes; Agaricales; Schizophyllaceae
Exons: 2
Coding region: 127-1314 (395 amino acids)
Source: RefSeq, a predicted model, not a curated record